CAGAGGUGAUCAUUUACAUUAUAUUGUGAUAAACACAAAAUCAACUGUACAAAAUCUAACCCAGGUACAUGUCUGAUCAUUUCUUUUGUGUAAUUUCUGUUUUAAUUUCUGUUGCAGGCAGAGUCUGUGUAUGUGGACACUCACUAUUUGACCCUUUCUUCAGUUUCUCUUGUCUGUCCUCCACAAGCAGAGACUCACUGAUAGACAGCUGUUACCCAUUCUAGGCCUGACACAUCCAAACACGACCACACCGCAAGUGUAUCCUUUACAGCUAAAGAAACACACUACAAUCAACAAUGGCGGUCCAGUUAAGAGUAAUUUUAGAAGAACACAACAUUCAAAAAUUGAAACUUCCAACAGGAAUUCCAAAUACAUUGGAAGAUCUUGUUUCCAUAAUUACUGCAACUUUCCAAUUGCAUGGGGAAAUUGGACUACUAUACCAAGACAGUAACUUUGACAAUCAGUUUUUCAGUGUCACCUCAACUGCUGACUUGCAUGACAAGGCCACUGUUAAAGUGAUCCUAAAAGAGCCGACAAUCACCCUUGACCUACACCCAGUAUUUGAAUCAUCUACAUUGAGUACAGUGAGCACCCAUCCUGCUAGUACUGCUGAAACGGACAUCUGCCCUGCAGAUCAUGAUGCAUCCUCAGAGGUGUCAAACUGCGAAUCUUCAAGUUCCAGUGAUACCAUUAUUCUUCCUGAUUCAUGUCGCUCUGCUGCAUGGCCAGUGCCAUUCCAAGUACCAGAGUUUUCCAGAGACAUAGAACUAAUCCUUGCAGAGGCAAACAACUCGUAUCAUGCCUCUGGAAGACACUUCAUGGAUGCCAGUAUUAAAUCAGCAAUAAUGCAAGAGCUUGCAAAAGUAAUUUUUUCAUACACCGCUUACCCAACCAAUGAGCAGAUCCUCUCAGUAGCUGAAGCCUUGGUUUCUAAGUUUCCGUGUCUUAGGGAGCCAGGUUCAUUUGCGGGAUUAUAUGGCUGGCAGCAGCGCAUAAAAAACAAGAUGCACAAUUACCGUGCCAAGCUAAGAUCUCGAAAAUAUUCUUAUCCGGAAAUUGAAAUCAACACCUUAAAAAGGAAGCAUCCCGCUGAUGUAGGGCCUUUAAAAAAUAUAAAAAAGGCCAAAAAAGCAGAGGUUAAUUACCUCCCUCCACACCCUACUGGUGAAAGCCAAGAGACACUGGAGAAAGAGAGACUUGAAUUAAUUUGUGAAAUUACAAAGAAAAACAAUGCAAAGAUAAUUGCAGAUAAAAUGAAUAAAACCUUCUCUAGCCGAAGAAUUGAAGUGGUCAGCCUCAGCCCCUCUGUUGAUGUGUUUAAAGAAAGGUGGCCAGCAUUAUUCACUGAGGCUCAGGUGAGAAUUUUUCUUUUUUUUCCCCCCACUAAGAUACUUUCAUGUGAUUACUAUGAGAUCUGGUCUGUCAUUUAACAUAUAAUUUUUGUUC
Danio rerio (zebrafish) is the source of this 1446-nucleotide messenger RNA. NCBI's taxonomy places the organism in Eukaryota, Metazoa, Chordata, Actinopteri, Cypriniformes, Danionidae. The record is from RefSeq and is a predicted model, not a curated record.